Saccostrea echinata is the source of this 1823-nucleotide messenger RNA. Its product is annotated as cyclin-dependent kinase 7-like. The record is from RefSeq and is a predicted model, not a curated record. Gene Ontology annotation, molecular function: RNA polymerase II CTD heptapeptide repeat kinase activity; cyclin-dependent protein serine/threonine kinase activity; ATP binding. The transcript is spliced from 11 exons. Gene Ontology annotation, biological process: positive regulation of transcription by RNA polymerase II; protein phosphorylation. NCBI's taxonomy places the organism in Eukaryota, Metazoa, Mollusca, Bivalvia, Ostreida, Ostreidae. The coding region runs from base 25 to 1050 and encodes 341 amino acids. Gene Ontology annotation, cellular component: transcription factor TFIIK complex; transcription factor TFIIH holo complex; cytoplasm.
CAUUGAUUUUUUUUAUUUUCCAAAAUGAUGGAAGACAAGUCCCGGCGGUAUGAAAAAAUAGAAUUUUUAGGCGAAGGACAGUUUGCAACAGUCUACAAAGCAAAGGAUUUGAAAACUGGGAGUAUUGUAGCAGUCAAAAAGAUUAAAGUUGGCACAAGAGCUGAAGCUGCUGAUGGAAUAAACAGAACUGCCUUACGAGAAAUCAAAUUAUUACAGGAUCUUCAUCACAAACACAUUAUUGGGCUGCAAGAUGUAUUUGGAUUGGGACAUCGGUCCAAUGUCAACCUGGUGUUUGACUUUAUGGAAACAGAUCUGGAGAUUAUAAUUAAAGACCAGAACAUCGUAAUGACCCCGGGCCAUGUGAAGUCAUACAUACUACAGACUCUCUUAGGACUGGAAUAUCUACAUGUACAAUUUAUCCUGCAUAGGGAUUUGAAGCCAAACAAUUUACUGAUCAAUGACCAGGGGGUGUUAAAGAUAGGAGAUUUUGGAUUAGCCAAAUUUUUUGGAUCACCAACAAGAGUGUACACACAUCAAGUGGUUACCAGGUGGUACAGGUGUCCUGAGCUUUUAUUUGGUGCACGACAGUAUGGGACUGGAGUAGAUAUAUGGGCCGUUGGAUGUAUUCUGGCAGAAUUACUUCUGAGAGUGCCAUUUUUGCCAGGAGAAUCAGACUUGGAUCAGCUUAGUAAAAUAUUUCGAGCACUUGGUACACCCACAGAAAAAGACUGGCCGAAAAUCAAAGCAUUACCAGACUUUCUCCAGUUUAAGUCAUUCCCUGCCAUUCCAUUAAAGGAGAUAUUUAUAGCAGCCUCAGAUGAUCUUCUUGAAGUGUUGUCCGCAAUGCUGAAAAUGGACCCCUUACAGCGCUGCACAUCAACUCAGGCUUUACAAAUGGAGUACUUCAGCAACAAGCCUGGCCCCACCCCUGGUCCCCAGCUCCCCCGGCCUGGCAGUAACAAAAUUGUCCCUCAGAAAGAGGAAAGCAUGUCUUUAAAAAGGAAAAUACAAGAACAGGGAGGUGGACUUAUAAAAAAACUACAGUUUUAGUAGGACUUCUUGAAGAACUCAGUGAAAGGAAGAAUUUAUAUCUAAACCUGUGAGAAACACCUCAGUGCUUAUCACAAGAGUUAUACAUACCUGUAUGAGGCUUUCAGUGGAAUUCGAAUACAAUCUAGUAAACGAGUGAAAUGUCUUUCAUAUUCACAUGUUAACUCAUACAACAUCUUCCAACUCAGGAACUUGGAGAAACUGUCCAUAUUUGUGAAAUGUACAUUCUGAUAUGCCUAAGUAAAAUGUUACACAAUGUGAUGCUUACAAAAUGAUCAGUUGGUGCUGUGUGCCUGAGGAACACUACGUGUUUGAGUGUUUGCUGAACUGUUUUGGAAAAAUGUGAAAAAGUUUUUCUUGUUUGAGUUUUUAACUGUAGUGGAGAACGUGAAGAAGUUGACAGGUGUUUGUUUGAGUGUUUGUUGAACUGUAGUGGAAAAUGUGAUGAAGUUGACAGGUGUUUGACUGUUUGUUUGCUGAACUGUAGUGAGAAUGUGAUGAAGCCUACAGGUGCUUGUUUCAGUGUUUGCUGAAAUGUGGUGGAAAUAUGUGAAGAAGUGUUUGUUUGCUGAACUGUAGUGGAGGAUGUGAUGACGUUGACAGGUGCUUGUUUUGUUAUCAGUGUUAGGACUACAAGUACACAGUGAUGUGUUAGGACUAGGAGUCCACAGUGAUGUGAUAGGACUAGGAUGCUGUGAUGCCAUCAUUUGUCUGCCAGCAGAUUGUUGUUGUGUUCAUUUUUGUGUACUAUUAAAGUACAAUUUAUAAUAGCA